Messenger RNA from Elgaria multicarinata webbii, 1532 nucleotides. It is a transcript of the gene TPM2, whose product is annotated as tropomyosin 2. The transcript has 9 exons. The record is from RefSeq and is a predicted model, not a curated record. Gene Ontology annotation, molecular function: actin filament binding. Gene Ontology annotation, cellular component: actin filament. Gene Ontology annotation, biological process: muscle contraction; actin filament organization. NCBI's taxonomy places the organism in Eukaryota, Metazoa, Chordata, Lepidosauria, Squamata, Anguidae. Bases 133 to 987 code for a protein of 284 amino acids.
CAGCGCGAGCGGCUCGCGGCGCUCAGCCAGUAUCCGCUGCUCCCGGCUCCGCUCGCCUCUCUCGCCCACCGGCCUCCUCCCGUCCGUCCGUCCGUCCGCCCCGUCGGGUCCACAGCCGGUCCAACCGCAGCCAUGGAAGCCAUCAAGAAGAAGAUGCAGAUGCUGAAGCUGGACAAGGAGAACGCCAUCGACCGAGCGGAGCAAGCCGAGGGCGACAAGAAACAGGCCGAGGACCGCUGCAAGCAGCUGGAGGAGGAGCAGCAGGGGCUGCAGAAGAAACUGAAGGGCACCGAAGAUGAGGUGGACAAGUACUCGGAGGCCGUCAAGGAAGCCCAGGAGAAGCUCGAGAUGGCAGAGAAGAAGGCGGCGGACGCCGAGUCUGAUGUGGCAUCUCUGAACCGCCGCAUCCAGCUGGUAGAAGAGGAGCUGGACCGAGCACAAGAGCGCCUGGCCACCGCGCUGCAGAAGCUGGAGGAGACAGAAAAGAUGGCCGAUGAGAGCGAGAGAGGCAUGAAGGUCAUUGAGAACCGAGCCAUGAAGGACGAGGAGAAGAUGGAGCUCCAGGAGAUGCAGCUGAAGGAAGCCAAGCACAUCGCUGAGGAGGCCGACCGGAAGUACGAGGAGGUUGCCCGUAAGCUGGUGAUCCUGGAAGGGGACCUGGAGCGCUCUGAGGAGAGGGCAGAGGUAGCCGAGAGUAAAUGUGGUGACCUUGAGGAAGAGCUGAAAAUUGUCACCAACAACCUCAAGUCCCUGGAGGCCCAGGCAGACAAGUAUUCCACCAAGGAAGAUAAAUAUGAGGAGGAGAUCAAGUUGCUGACGGACAAACUCAAGGAGGCUGAGACCCGGGCAGAGUUUGCUGAGAGGUCUGUGGCCAAGUUGGAGAAAACCAUUGAUGACUUGGAAGACGAAGUCUAUGCCCAGAAGAUGAAGUAUAAGGCCAUCAGCGAAGAGCUGGACAAUGCCCUGAAUGACAUCACCUCCCUCUGAGCACCACCAACGCUGCGUGCCUUUCCCUCCUGCCUGCCUCCCCCUCUCCCUGCCAGCCUGCCGGCCUGUCUCCCUCCCUCCCUGCCUCCCCCCACCCUCUCCGGGGUGCUCUGCCAGCUGCUCCCCUCCCCCUCCGCUUGCCCCCAAAGUGUCCCUUUGUGUGCGUGUUCGGUGGGCAAGAGGGAGGCCAUGUCUUCUCAAGGUCCGAGGGGAAGGGAGGGGGCUCCCCCCCUCACGUGAGGAGGGGGGCUUGUGUCAAUGCCAGAAGUGCCUUCAUGGGUGCAGCAGGGGGGAGGCAGGCUGUAGAGGCGCUUUGGGGGCGAGGCUGGUCAGGCAGCCCUGCCUGGGGCAGGAGGGGCGGGUGGGUGUGGGAGUGACGGCCCAGGUCGCCUCGAGGCCCUGCUGUGUCCCCCCCCCCCCCCGCCACUGCUGCUGUCAUUUGCUCUGCUUGCCUGUCCAUUCGUCUGUCCUUCCUUCCACGGUCCAUUUCAUGGUGCUGUUCUCAUCUUCUCCAGCUUUGGGGUCAAUAAACAGUCUCCGCAAGG